CAUGGCGGUGUGUUGGUGGCUGUGAUGGGAGACGGGAAUUUUGAUAGCAAUGAGUUGUUUGUUUAUGUUAUUUAUUCGUUAGAGAUUUAAAAACAGUAGUGACAAACAAAGAUAAAGACGUAUUGUUCUAAUCGAUAAUCAUUUCACCACAGCGGGAGUGCAAUUUGGUGCUUUCUUUUAUUUUGUUUGUUAUUAAAUGUCAGUACCAUGGGUCUCGAUUUCGAUGUGUUGGAAUUUUGUAGGAAGUUACGAACUUCCAAACAACCACCUUAUGAAUGCCCUCUUCCUGAAUGUGGUAGAGUUUACAAAAGUCUCUGUGGUUUGCAGUACCAUUUGGUGAAUUUCGACCAUAAUGCUUCAUCGCCGCAGACUUCCAUACCUACUCCUGGAAGGAAAAAAAGCCGGGGAUCUCAUAUCACUCGUACUCCAACAGCAACGUCGGAUUUGCUCACCACUCCAACAAGAGAGGGCCUCACAUAUGCAGAAGCUCAAAAAAUGGUUGAAUUUGAGGUCGACGGAAAAAUUAGUAGAGUUAGUAUCCAUGAACCACUACCGAUUUUAUCGAAGGAGGAAUACGAAGAAACAUUUGGAAAUAAUGAAGAUAUGUGUGGCACUCAUGGCACAAAUGAUGGGAGAACUAGCACUGCAGAAGAAAAAGUAAAACUACCAGAACCAUGUUUCACAGUUCUUGAUAACUACAACAUAAGUGAUGCACCACCACGACCAAAUUCGUACAUCAGGUUCAUUGAGCGAUCAGCAGAAGAGAUGGAUGCAGAAGUAGAGUAUGACAUGGAUGAAGAAGACUGUGCAUGGCUUAGUAUCAUUAAUGAGAGACGAGCAGCUGCUGGGCUUACAGAUGUGCCUGUUGAUACAUUUGAGUUGCUAAUGGAUCGUUUGGAAAAGGAAUCCUAUUUCCAAAGCAAUGGAAAAACUGGAGAAGGUGCACCACCUGUAGUCAUUGAUGACGACGCUGUCUGUUGCAUAUGUAUGGAUGGUGAAUGCCAGAACUCCAAUGUGAUACUGUUCUGUGAUAUGUGCAACCUCGCUGUCCAUCAGGAUUGUUAUGGAGUACCAUACAUUCCUGAAGGACAGUGGCUCUGCAGACGGUGUUUGCAAUCUCCAUCGCGAGCUGUCGAUUGUGUGCUAUGCCCUAACAAUGGGGGAGCAUUUAAGCAGACAGAUCGUGGACACUGGGCACAUGUUGUCUGUGCGCUGUGGAUUCCUGAAGUUCGAUUUGCAAACACGGUUUUCCUGGAACCAAUUGACAGCAUUGAGACAAUUCCACCUGCACGAUGGAAAUUAACUUGUUAUAUCUGCAAGCAGCGUGGUGUUGGUGCAUGCAUCCAGUGCCACAAAACAAAUUGCUAUGCAGCAUUUCAUGUAACCUGUGCUCAACAGGCAGGCCUUUUUAUGAAAAUGGACACAGUACGUGACUCUAACACAGGUGCUAUUGAACCUGGUCCUGUGCUGGUACAAAAGACAGCCUAUUGUGAUGCACAUACACCAGCAGAAGCUGAAAGACCUCGCAGUCAAGCUGCAUCAUCUACACCUCAAAGUACCAAUGGUGGUGGUAGUGGUGGUGCCAGUGGUGGUGGUGGCACUGGUGGUGGUGGUGAUGACGAUGAAAAUCAGAAAAUGAAAAAGGCACGAAGAAUGCUUGCCAAGAAGCGGAGCUCUGUUCCUGUUAUUUCAAUUCCAACAAUACCUCCUGAGAGGAUACAGGAGAUAGCAUCACUGGUCAACAUACCAAAAAAGAACCAGUUGAUACAGCGUCUAAUAGCGUAUUGGACGCUCAAACGGCAGUACCGCAAUGGUGUACCGCUACUGCGGCGACUGCAGAGUUCACACCUAGCACGACGAGACGAUCCUCGUCCCUUGCAGGAGGUGGUGAGUGAUGCCGGUGAACUUUAUCGACAAUUGAAGUUUUGGCAGUGCCUUCGCCAAGAUUUGGAACGAGCUCGUCUCCUCUGUGAACUGGUGCGCAAACGAGAGAAGCUCAAAAAAGAACUAUGCAAAUUGAAGGAACACUGUCUGCGGAUGGAACUAUGUCCUCGGGAAUGCUUCAUGAUAGGUCUUAUAGAUCUAUUACAGACGAAAGACACUGGUGAAAUAUUCUCAGAGCCUGUUGACCAGACAGAAGUUGUGGACUACAGUGAUGUUGUUAAGCAGCCAAUGGAUUUAUCAACAAUGCGUGUCAAGGCAGCAAACUUUGAAUAUCAAGACCUUGAUUCACUAGAAGCGGACUUCCUACUGAUGAUAAACAACUGCAUGGCAUAUAAUGCUCGUGACACCGUAUUUUAUCGGGCUGCACUCCGUAUGCGAGAGCAAGGUGGAGCACUUAUACGGCAGGCCCGCUAUGAUAUGGAGGUGCUAAAAUUUGAUCCAGUCACAGGAUUGCUUAUACCACCAGAUGAAUCUCCUGUAAAGACUCAGCAUGCUGAAUCUGAUAUUGACCGUGAACUUGCUGACAUCACAAGCAAAGUGGAAGUUGGGGGCCGAGAAGCUUUAGCACGUUUACUGGAACUUCAAGUUCGAUGCCAGGAUUUAAAACUUGGUCCAGCUCGUGCAAAACGAUUACGUCUCAUUCGUUCUGCUAUUACAAAGUUACGGCGGCGUAUCAAUGCAUCAGCAGUGACUGCUCGUUCUGAAGGAGAAGAUGGUUUUGAAUCAGACUCGGAACACGAGGACACGACGGAGGAGGAAGUGGAAGAUGUUGCAAAAAAAAAUAAGGAAACAAAUCCUUUGCAAGUGCGACCGCAGCCCAUACAGCAGACGCGACCUUCGACUCGCCGCUCUAUAUCACAGCAGAGUGGAAGUCAUCAGGCUGCAGAGCAAGCACCUGCACCAGCACCUGCUGCAAGACCAUCUGCUUCCACUGCCUCCACCCCUGCAGCGUCUACAACACCAGUUUUGUCUACCUCCAACGCUCAGACCGGAGAUGCAGAAUCAAGUGAUGAACCUAUUCAACCUGCUGUUUCCUUACCACAACCUGCGAGACGGGGUCGACGCAGGAGAAGGCCUGGCCGCCGCCCUAAUCGUGAACGACACUCUGGAUUGGAAGGAAACUUUAGGCCACAGGAAGGCGGUAUUAGUGGAGGUGUGGCAGCUGGGGCUACCACUGCAACAACAGCAAAGGCUGCGAGCCAGAUACAGCAGCAGGCGCAGUCUGUGGUAACAGACACACAGCCUGUCAAAGACACAUCAAACAACACUCCUCCAGUAACUCCUGUGAAGAUGUCUACAUCAGACCAGUCGCAGAUGAGUGCAUCACCUUCUGGUGUGAAUCGUCGUACUGCUGUACUGUUCACCAGAAAAGCUGCAGCAGCUGCCUUCAGGAAACCAGACCCUCCAGGAGGAAGCAUUAGCAUGAGUGGGAGUGACAGCUCUAAUACCCCAGCUCCAGUACCUGCAAAGAGGAGGGUGGGACGUCCUCGAAAACAUGCAUUGCCUGGUACUUCUGGUGGUCCGUCAGGGAGCAACAGUGCACCAGCCGUGAUGACACCUGCUAGCACGUCCUCGUCCAUUGUCAGCCAGCAGCAGCAGAAUAGUCAACAGCCAUCCAGUAGCAACCGUUCAGAUAUUGCAUCUUCAGUGUCUGGCCUGCUGCUGGGAGUGGGUGCUGCAUCCUCUACAAGUGAUGCACCACUUUUACCUGCAACACCUCUGCCUGCAACAGAAAGUUUUCGUGUAUACCGCAGUGGUGGAGAUAUUCCACCUGAGACAGACGAUGAGACACAGUCUGAAUCCAGCUGUUGGAGCUGCACAUCAUCCGAUGAUGAGGAUGAUGACGAUGAUGAAGAUGCGGAAGGAAACAGCAGUUCGGGUGGUGGUGGUGGCGGAGGAGCCGGGGGUGGCAGUGGCGGAGGAGUCAGUGGCAGUAGUGCUGGCGGUGUUGGCAGCCGUGGUGGUGGCGGCAGUGGUGGUCCCAGCGCUGUAGGUGGAAAUAGUGGCAUCGGUGCUUCUGGUGGAGCAAUGAGGGCUGCUUACUCAUCAGGAGCAGACGAUGAUGCUGGUGACAACAGCACUGGUUCCAGCUUUGAACCCCUUGACCUUGUGUGGGCAAAGUGCCGUGGGUACCCUUGGUAUCCAGCUCUGAUUAUAAACCCAAAGAUGCCCAGGGCAGGUUACUUGCACAAUGGAGUUCCAAUACCUGCACCACCGCUUGAUGUGCUUGCUCUGGCAUCAAACUAUGAAGAACCUGUGUAUCUUGUACUCUUCUUUGACACAAAGCGCACAUGGCAGUGGUUGCCUAGAAAUAAACUGGAACCACUGGGUCUAACGCUUGAAAUGGAUCAAGCAAAAUUAACAGAAUCUCGCAAACCAGCCGACCGUAAAGCAGUACGUAAGGCUUAUGAUGAUGCAACACUGCAUCGUCGACAGGUAGCUUCUGGACUUGGACCUAAUGAGGAGGGCGUCUUCAUGCGAGAGAAUUGACACAUGCCACCAGCUGCUGGUUAGAUCAUUGGAGCCAGCACUAGUGACUUCAAUGCUGUGUUGUGAUGAACAGCAAAACUGCCAGUUGGCAGAGAUCUUGUCUUCCUAAGUAUGUUGAUGGGCACACAUACAAUUCAAACUUAAUAAGUGAUAACUUUGUAGAAAAACGAAUAUGUGUCUCAUUCAUUUUUAUGUGCUGCCACUGGACAGGCUGUAUAUGGCACAAUGAAUCAGGCACGUAGAGCUGCUCUUAAAGUACAUAUAUCUGCAUUCAUUGUUCUCCGUAUAUUUGAGAACUGUAAAAGGGGGUAUGUACAUAUUUUUCCUAGUUUUCUUUCCCCUUUCUGAUGCAUCAUCAGGAUUCUGUAAGUUUUACUGUUUCAGUGUCAGCUUUGUCCGUAUUAGUUUAAGUCCUAAGAAUAGUAUAUGUUGAUCUUUUAAUUUUUUCAGUAGUUUAACAUGAUGGACAAAAUGAAGUUUAAUUUUAGUAAUGUCAUGUCAUGUAGUAACAUGGCGCAUCAAACAGGUUGUCCGUAAGCUGAUAAGUUCAGACACUCUGUGACUUUUAAAACAAAUAUAAUGGUUUAGUCAUGUCAGCAUAUCUAUCUUGAGGUGUGUUUUAACAUUUACAUUGUUCAUUGACUGUAUUCAAGACAAAACACUUCUAUGCUUUCCUCCUGGUAAACCAUUUAAGUUUUUCCACAUGUGCUUCUCUCUCUGCCAGUUGUAUUAAUUUUCUUUACAGAACCAGUUGUUCAGAAAUGAGCACGUCUAAUGGCAAUGUAGCUUUUGAUUAUGUUGCUAUGUAGUGAAGUAUUGUAGCUGUCACUGUCCAUUUCAUAUUAAUCUACCAAUGAGGCUCAAGUACCUUAGGUUAUUCUGAGCAUGGACCAUGCAACAAAAUGCACAAACACCGAUAGUCUAGUCGCUGUAUAUUUUUAUUGUCGGAACCAAAUGCUUUUAAUAGAAAUCUAUCAGUUUGUGCUAGGUUGUACUGUUUGUAUGGUAGAAGUAUAUACCCUCAUUAUGUAUACAUCACUGUGUUCAGCAUUUGUAUCUCAAAGAGAAUACAUGCUUAAUGAAAUAAUAUAUGAUAACUGCAUUCCGUGGUUAAAGGACAACUACCCAUAUUAUCAGUGCAGCCAUUGGACUAUUUUUACGAAUAAAAUUGUUUUAAUGCAGAAUGCACAUUUCAUUCUUUAUUUCAAUCUGUGCAAAUGUUCUCAAGGAAUGCAAAAGUAAUAUUUGUAACUGUACUAUAAUAAACUUUCAUUGUAUUUUAGUAACAAGUUUUCUGGUAAAUUCUGUAUUUCUUCAGUGUUUUGGUGAACUGUUUAUUUCUUUCUUCAGAAUUGGAGGUACUCUAGACAAGACAUGCAGCAUCGUGUGAAAAAGUGUAGUGGACCAUAAAUCUGUUGAGCCAUAUAAAGAGCUUAACUGAAUGAUCACCCCCCCCCCCCCCCCCACACACACACACACACAAGAUGCCAAUCAUAUUGCUAUAAUGUGCAGCUUUUGUAGGUUUUCUACAAAUGUCUAUGAUGUCCAGAUAAGGUUCUUUAAAAUAUUAGCAUAUUAUAUGGCAUUUACUUGUUACUGUUUCUUCGAAGUUUUAGACUGUAACAGUAGUGAAUAUGUAUUAACAUAUUCACAAUAAUGAAUAAAUCACAUAUUAAAAUAGUCUGAGCAAUAAAUUAUGCUGGAGGGCCACAUGUAUGAUCUGGGGAAUAGUUCAUUUUGUACUGUUUGUCAUUAAGAUACUCAGCAAGUUGCAAACAAAAGGACCACUAUGAUGUGUAAUAGUUUUAUUAAAUAUGAGCACUGAGUGAAUGUGUUUCUAAUCAGCCAGAAUGUAACAGUUUUAUAGUCGAAGUGAAUUUAUCAUUGCCUAGUUUACCAAAAGGAUUACUUGAAGUGAUAUUAUAUUCUGUAUGAGUAUAGUAAUGUUGUGCAUGAUAAGUGGCUGAGCUUUCAGAGAUAUAUUUAAGAUGUACUAGAUAUAACAAUUUUGUAGAGUGUUUCUACCUGCAAACACCAAAUGCUUACAAUAUGGAAAUGAAACAUUCUCACUUAUCAGUGUAUUAUGUGACUACAUCUGUGAAUGAAUUAGUUAUAGUGAAAAUGGCAUAAGCGGCAAUGUGUUAUUUUGGUCACGUAAUGCUUCCUUCUCUACAAGAAUUUUAAAAAAAAGAAAAACAACCAUUUCAUCUUUGUUGUAACAGAGGAACAAUAUUUUUAAAGCAUUUAGAGUAAUAAAAAUCUCUCUAUUUCAAAUUCUUAGUUCUAAAGAAUAAUGCUGUCCCUACCACAGUCUGCUGUUACUUCAAUAUGCUGAAAAAUGUUAUAUUCAAAUAUUUGAAAUUGUUGUGUGGGCUCUGAUGAAGAACCCAAGUUCAGUUGUUGAUCUGUGCGAAUUGAUGUGCAAAAUACUUCCUCUGUAAGGUGAGUUGUUUUUUGCCUGUACCAUUUUUUUAUACUCAAGGCUUCUGUGCUUAAAUUAUUCAUGAUGAUAAAUUAAUUUACAGAACAUCUGGAGUCACAUUCACCUAUCAUAUUUGAUUGCGGAUGUUUAGUAUUGUCAAAUGCUUAUUUUUGUUCUUUGAUUGUUUUGGAGUAAAAUUGAAUUAUGAUAUGAUAUUAAAUGCCUGUGCUAGAAAAAAUUUAUUGAUAUUAACAACAGUUAUAUA
Messenger RNA from Schistocerca nitens (vagrant locust), 7121 nucleotides. RefSeq names its product peregrin (gene Br140). Bases 208 to 4434 code for a protein of 1408 amino acids. Gene Ontology annotation, molecular function: protein binding. Lineage: Eukaryota; Metazoa; Arthropoda; Insecta; Orthoptera; Acrididae. Gene Ontology annotation, cellular component: MOZ/MORF histone acetyltransferase complex. Gene Ontology annotation, biological process: regulation of transcription by RNA polymerase II. The transcript is spliced from 21 exons. The record is from RefSeq and is a predicted model, not a curated record.